AUGCAGAAGCCGAAGAAAAUCAACUGGAAGGAGACGAACGUCGCCGGCAUCGGCAGCGACCUCGACAAGAAGAUCCGCGCCGCCGCGGCGUCGGGGGAGGCGCAGUGGCGCCACGUCGGCGAGAAGGUCGAGGUGCGCGUCUGGCGCAUCGAGCAGUUCCGCGUCGUGCCGUGGCCGGCGCGCCAGUACGGCAGCUUCCACGCGGGCGACAGCUACGUCGUGCUCCGCACGUUCCGGCCGGACCCGAAGAGCGACAGGCUCGCGCACGACGUCCACAUCUGGAUCGGCGACGAGUCGACGGCCGACGAGUACGGCACGGCCGCGUACAAGAUGGUCGAGCUCGACGACCUGCUCGGCGGCGCGGCCAAGCAGCACCGCGAGACGCAGGGCCGGGAGAGCGCGGGCUUCGCGGCGCUCUUCUGCGGCCAGCUCCGCGUGCUCCGGGGCGGCGUCGAGUCGGGCUUCCGCCACGUCGAGGCCUCGGCGGCGGCGCCGCUGCUCUACCGCGUCAAGGGCACGCGCCACGCGCUCGAGCUCAGGCAGGUCGACCUGCGCCGCGACUCGCUGAACAGCGGCGACUGCUUCGUGCUCCACGCGGGCGACGGCUCGGUCUGGCAGUGGAACGGGUCCGCGUCGAACAAGGACGAGCGGCUCAAGGCCGGCGAGGUC
This is a messenger RNA of Aureococcus anophagefferens, 669 nucleotides long. RefSeq lists its product as hypothetical. Gene Ontology annotation, molecular function: actin filament binding. The record is from RefSeq and is a predicted model, not a curated record. The transcript has a single exon. The annotation marks the transcript as partial. Lineage: Eukaryota; Pelagophyceae; Pelagomonadales; Pelagomonadaceae.